Molecule: messenger RNA, 2001 nt
Organism: Ilyonectria robusta
Lineage: Eukaryota; Fungi; Ascomycota; Sordariomycetes; Hypocreales; Nectriaceae
Product: membrane magnesium transporter-domain-containing protein
Exons: 4
Coding region: 1-2001 (666 amino acids)
Biological process (GO): protein folding in endoplasmic reticulum
Cellular component (GO): EMC complex
Source: RefSeq, a predicted model, not a curated record
AUGGAACAGCCAACACCACCAUCACCCGCACCAUCCAUCGACGGCUUCAUUCAGCAGUCCUCUAGAAUGAGCCCAUCCAUGAAUACAUCGCAUCCGAGAGGCGGGCUGGCCCCGGGUUCCGAGUUCCUGGGCUACCCGCGCCUGCAGCCGAGACACAGCAGCCCCGGCCAGGAGGCCGAUUUCUUAGCCCAUGAGCACUCGCUGUACUACUCGCAGAAGAACGUCGACAUGUCCCUGACUGGCUAUCCCGCUAGACAAGAUGCCAUCAACUCAUAUGGUCCCCUCCCCGGGGAGUUGGGCUACAGUGUAAGUUGUUUGCCAUACUUUCGAGUAAACACAGCCAUAACGGGCCAUCAGAUCCAUAUGCCAUACACGCCAGAGGCAUCGCCUCCAACCCCGAGCCCAGUCAACCUUUCGAUCGCCACUCGCAGUGGAGUGAGCAUCUCCAAGAGAUCUGCGACGCAGAAGUCGUCGGGAAUCAAGGGAGGCCGAGUGCAAAAGAGAGUCAAGGACCAGAAGCAACGAACCAUAUCAUCCAUCGUCUCGAAACCUCUCACCCAGAUCGCCAUCGACAUGCCACAUUUGCCUGUCGCCGAUAUCGCGACCUUCGUAAACCGAUCCGUGGAAGAACGGCGCCUCGAGACAUCUCGCAAUAGGAAGCCAGGUCAGAUCAAGCGCCCGAUGAAUGCCUUCAUGCUGUACCGCAAGGCGUAUCAGGAAGUGGCCAAGACACAGUGCGUCAAGAACAACCACCAGCAUGUGUCAAAAGUCUGCGGGGCUGGUUGGUCCUUGGAACCAGUCGAAAUCCACGAAGAGUUCAACGAAUGGGCCAGGCUCGAACGGUCUAACCAUCAACAAGCGCACCCGGGAUACAAAUUCACACCUUCCAAGACUCGCAAAGGCAGACGGGAGAACGAGGCAGGCGACGAUGUCUUCUCCGAUGUCGAUGAUCCGGACUGGGGCGUCACCCGUGGACUUCCACGACGCGUGCCACGACAAGCAAACACCACCCAUGUAUCGAGACUAAGCGAGACGCCUUCUUUGACAUAUGAGCCGGCACCCGGGACAAUAGAGGACCACUCAUCAGCACCCUACCAGGACCUCCGUACAUAUGCGACCCCGGCUCCACCGCAAUUGCUCCCAUACUACCAAGUCGAGUCGUCGCCGUACGAUCUUCAUGUCCAUCAAUAUCCCAACGCUCUUGGUGAAAUGCAGCCCGCUGUGGAGAGUAGACACUCAUCCCCAAAUUUCGAGUAUCCUAUCGCGCCACUGGAAGGUAGCUCUGGGUUCAUUGACAACUACUACCAGGAGGUUGGUUUGGUUACAAACCCUCCAGUUGGCAUCCCAUUCCCUGUAGAAAGGAUGUGCGAUGGACUUCCUAGGUCCGACAUGCCCCUUAGCACAACCGAGGAGCUCUGGCAACCCCAUCUGGGUGGUGGGCCUGACUUGGGAAUGGCAAUCGCAGAGUACGGUGGAGCUUCAGAACACGAUGCAUAUCUUAGAGGCACGCAGGAAGACUGGAAGCUAGAGGAACUGGAUGAGGCCGAACCCGAAUCAACCGCGCGAACAACACAACCCAACCACACAAUGACUUGGAUCUCCCGCGCCGUUACUGUGACCGGCCUUGUGCUCCUCGCCCACGCGUGCUACUCGGCGCAGGAGCACUCAGCCAUCGCCUCGGCGUCAGCGCAGCACGCCACGGCACAACAGCUAUCAACACACUCCCUACCAAUCGACAUAUCCAUCGAGGCAUUGGCAGCGACACUGGUCGUGUGCCUAGGGCUAGUUCUGGGAUCCCCGAAGCUACGACCGAUCCGAUGGCACGAGUGGGCUGGCAAGAUUGAGCGGGAGGGAGCGGCCGGGUUCCGUUCGGGCAGCGGCGAGGUGGACAAGGACUAUCAGGGCAACCCAUUUGGUGCGCUGGAGACGCGCCCGGGGUUCGUGGAUAUCCGCAAGCAACGGCGUGACUUUGCAGACUGGGUCAAGGCUGGCAGCAAGUAA